ACACACACUCCGCAGAGGAAUGCACCCCAGACACACACACAACGUAUGUUGACAACAUUCCUGACCUCUUCAGAAAACUGGCAACAAGAAGAUAACAUGAAGAACUCCAGUCUUCCAUCGAGGCUGUUUGACAGGAAUUCAGCAGCAGGGUCAGGUGAAACUAGGAGUUCAGCAAAAUAUCAGCGGCAUGUGGACUGUGUGGAUCAAUCUCAGGGUGGUGACGCUCAGACUGUCUGCGCUGACAGCAGGUCGAAGGAGAGGUGGCUCAGAGAAAUAAACUUUGCCUUUCGGCCAGACAGGUAUGAGCCUCUGAUGGACGAUGAGGCGAAAGGAAAGAAGAAAAAGAGGAAAGAAAAUUACAAGAAAGUGAAGAAGAAUGUUGGAAAGGCCCUUCGCACCACCUGGAAGUGUUUCAAGCUCGGCCUUCACAACUUUGCCUUGGCUUACUCCACUCCCAUCACAGUGGCUGCUGCUUUUGCUCCUGAAUUUUAUUAUGACAGAGACAAGACUUGAGCUAUCUGCAUGGAUUUCCCUCAAUCUCGUCUUCAACCAGAGACUCAAAGACUUUGUACAUUGUUAUAAUGCUGUGUGUUUAAAAAAUACAAUAUAUAAAACUUUUUG
Molecule: messenger RNA, 621 nt
Organism: Nematolebias whitei (Rio pearlfish)
Lineage: Eukaryota; Metazoa; Chordata; Actinopteri; Cyprinodontiformes; Rivulidae
Exons: 2
Coding region: 46-513 (155 amino acids)
Source: RefSeq, a predicted model, not a curated record